Messenger RNA from Podarcis raffonei (Aeolian wall lizard), 3205 nucleotides. It is a transcript of the gene GLB1L, whose product is annotated as galactosidase beta 1 like. Gene Ontology annotation, cellular component: vacuole. NCBI's taxonomy places the organism in Eukaryota, Metazoa, Chordata, Lepidosauria, Squamata, Lacertidae. The record is from RefSeq and is a predicted model, not a curated record. The transcript has 17 exons. The coding region runs from base 1008 to 2900 and encodes 630 amino acids. Gene Ontology annotation, molecular function: beta-galactosidase activity. Gene Ontology annotation, biological process: carbohydrate metabolic process.
UUCCUGUCUUCCCAGACAAGUUAAGCACACCCUUUGUCUUGACCAAGACCCAAUCCACUAAGGUUGGGUUUGGGAUUGUUCUUAGAAUGACUACCUGUUCUGGUACUCAGGUGCCAGGAUGCUAGAGAUUAUCACCCAAGCAGUGGGACACACUGAGUAGGGGGUCUCACCCUUCAGGGAUUAUGGCUGCCCCUACCCAUUUCCAAAGUUCCUCCCCUGCUAGCCAUUUUCCUUCUGAGUAGAACAAUGUUGGAAUGGUGUAAAUCUGUCAUUGCAGUGAUUUUAUAUGAAUUUCUAAAGUUUUCCAUUGACCUAAUACAUAGAUACAUUUAUCAGUGAAUUGCUACAUUUGGUGGCAGAGUCUCUUUGUCUUUGGCUCCUAGUAUGGAGAGGCAAGGCUUGUGGUGGUGGUGGGAAAGAUCUCUCACCCCCCUUCCAAUUUCCUGGUACCAUAAGAGUUUGGAUUUGAAUGCAUAUUUUCUCCCACUAAGUUCACUACACCAGCCACCCACAAGACAUGAAAGAGAAUUAAUUUUACUACCACUAUGGAUGAUGAUGAUAAUGAUGAUAAAAAUAAUUUCAUUUCCUCAGUUCUCAAAUAUGAAUAUGAGAAGGGGGCACCCCAUAUAAUGUCCAAGUAAUCCCUCUGGCUUAGAAUAAAACUAAGGUGGUAUUUCUGGAACCUGAUGUGUUUCUCAUAACUUGUACCAGUCUGUGACUCUUGAUGAGACCCAUAUUCCUAGAACAUCCUAUCCCUUUGUGAGGUGGCACAGAAUGUGGUGACAUCAAAGGUGAUAUAGCUCUGGUGUGGCAAAGAUAUGCAUCAUCCUGCGGGUAUACAAAUGACUCCUGCUGCUGACUGGACACAGUAAUGCAAAGGCCCAGUAAGUAAAAGGUUCUUUAGAUGACAGGGACCAACCAGAGGAAGCACCAGGCCUGCCCACUAGCUUGUCAUGUGAUGACUCCUUGUGACUCUCUUGUCCCGGGCUGAAGCUGUAACCAAAGAGAUGGAGCUGCUGCUGUGUGUUUUGAUGGUGGUGUUGGGAGGCCUGCAACUCCAGGCCUCCUUAACAGACCGUUCCUUCCGCAUUGAUUAUGUGAAUAACUGCUUCCUCAAAGAUGGUGCUAGAUUUCGCUAUAUCUCAGGCAGCAUCCAUUACUUCCGUGUCCCACCUGCCUAUUGGAAAGAUCGGCUCCUCAAGAUGUACAUGAGUGGCCUCAAUGCUGUGCAAAUCUAUGUGCCCUGGAACUACCAUGAGCCACAGCCUGGUGUCUACAACUUUUCUGGUGACAGAGACUUGGAAAAAUUUCUGAACUUGGUAGCCGAGUUAGACCUUUUGGUGAUCUUGCGACCUGGACCCUACAUCUGUGCUGAAUGGGAGAUGGGUGGCCUUCCAUCCUGGCUGUUGACAAAGCCAGAUAUUGCCCUGCGCACAACUGACUCAGAUUACCUGCAAGCUGUGGACAGAUGGUUGGGAGUCCUGCUGCCCAAGAUCAAGCCUCAUCUCUACCACAAUGGAGGCAACAUCAUCACUGUCCAGGUGGAGAAUGAAUAUGGGAGCUACUAUGCCUGCGACUAUAACUACAUGCGCCACCUACUGGGUGUCUUUCGUGCCUCCCUGGGUGAGGAAGUUGUGCUCUUCACCACAGAUGGCACCUCAGCAUCUGAACUCAAGUGCGGGACACUGCAGGGCUUAUAUGCCACGGUUGACUUUGGACCAGAAGAAAACGUGACGGAGGCAUUUAUGCUGCAGCGACUGUAUGAGCCAAAGGGACCACUGGUGAAUUCUGAGUUCUACACUGGCUGGCUGGAUUACUGGGGUGAGGCACACUCCACAAAAAGUGCUAAGAAAGUGGCUAACAGCCUACAGAAGAUUCUAGAAAUGGGAGCCAACGUCAACAUGUAUAUGUUCCAAGGUGGCACAAACUUUGGUUACUGGAGUGGUGCUGAUUACAAGGAUGGUUACAAACCCAUAACUACUAGCUAUGACUAUGACGCACCACUCUCAGAGGCUGGAGACCCUACUGACAAGCUGUAUAUCAUCCGCUCAGUCAUUAGCAAGUUUCAGGAGCUGCCCGCAGGACCAAUGCCACCCCCUACCCCAAAGUUUGCAUAUGGAUAUGUAUCCGUACCCCAGCGUGUGGCCUUGCUGGAUGUUCUUGCCAUUCUCUCGCCUUCCUUGCCAUUCUAUUCCUCCUAUCCUAUCACCUUUGAAGCUCUGAAGCAGGCCCAUGGCUUCAUGCUCUACCGGACCCUUCUACCGCAGGAAAUCGUGGAGUCUGCCUUGCUCAGUGCCUCUAGGAAUGGGGUCCAUGAUCUUGCCUACGUUCUGCUCAAUGGAGAGUACCAGGGGACACUGGAAAGAGACAGAGUGAAUGGGAUCAAUAUAUCGGGCCAGCUUGGGGACACAUUGGACUUGGUGGUGGAGAGCAUGGGUCGCAUCAACUUUGGGGCCAAUGACAGUGACUUUAAGGGUCUGAUCCACAAUAUCACAUUGGGUACCUCCAUACUCAGUGACUGGAUCAUCUAUCCCCUAGACAUAGACACAGCUGUAGCCCAUGCAUGGCCGCCAACUGCCCAGUCAAGCAGUGGGCACACAGGACCUGCUUUCUAUACAGGAACAUUCACAACACCGGGCAUCAGCGAGGACUCCUACUUGAAGCUCCCAGGUUGGACCAAGGGUCAGGUCUGGAUCAAUGGUUUCAAUCUGGGCCGGUUCUGGCCAGUUCGUGGACCGCAGCAAACUCUCUAUGUGCCUGGUUCAUUCCUCAGUGGCUCAGCCAUCAACACUCUCGUCGUUCUUGAACUGCAGGAAGCCCCAGAUAAUCCCAAAGUGCUUUUUGUUUCCCGUCCCCUUCUCAAUGUUACCUACAACUACACCCACAAAGACAGGAAGUGAGAGGAAUUACUGUCCAGCUACGAAGUUGCUGAGAUUUGCACGUGUUACUCCAAGGGGAAGACUGAAACCAUCACAAUGUAGGAGGCAAAUGAAUAGAGGGCACUGUCAGAUGAAGGUUCUGUGCUUUUAAAGAGUAACCCAGGUAAAAAAACAAAACUAGAAACAGAUUGUAAGUAUUCAAAACCGUUCAGCAGAGUAGCCUUCACAGCUGCUGCUGUAUAGGGCACAUUACCAUGGACAGACUCUUGGUGCCUUAAUAUGGUGUUUUAGGUACUGGACCUUGGAUUAAAUAUUCAUACACCUAC